AUGGUACCCUGGGGUGGUUGGAAGAAGCCAUACAGCCUGCCGGGGAGCUUCCCACUACACUCUGUGCUCAAGAGCCAGGACACGGAGUUUGUGGACUUUAUCAGCCGCUGCCUCCAAUGGGAUCCAAAUCUUCGGAUGACUCCCACUCAGGCGCUCGCACACAGCUGGCUUCAGGGCAUGGCCGAGGUCCAUGAUCAAGGGGCAGCCACGGCCACAACCAGCACCACCAUUACCACCGCUACCACCACCGCUGCUCGCAGUGUGCAGGGCCGGAUAGCGCUGAGAUCCAGAGAAGAGGGCUCCGGAGAAUACGAUGCAAAGUCUGGAGCCACUGAGCCACGAGUGAAACCGGUGCAGCCCACCUCACUUGCCCAGACCUCUGAAGAGGAAACAGAGGUUGUGGUGGAAAAUGAGGGAGACCAAAAGACUGAGGUGGAGGAGGAAGAGAAAACGGAGGAACAGGAUCAGGAGACAGAGGAGGAGAUGGAUAAGGGGGGAAAUAUGGUGGAGGAAGAGAAGAUGGUGGUGGAGGAGAUGAUGGUGCAGGAGGUUGAGAAGUUAGAGAAUGAGGUGACGGACGUGGAGGAGGAAGAGGAGACGGAGGAGACGGUGGAAGAGGAGCCGGAGGAGGAGGAGGAGCCGGAGGAGGAGCUGGAGGAGGAUAAGCCGGAGGAGACGGAGGAGACGGAGGAGCCGGAUAAGGGGGGAAUUAUGGUAGUGGAGGAGAUGAUGGUGCAGGUGUUUGAGAAGUUGGAGGAGGAAAAGGAGAUGAAGGAAAUGAAUAAGAAGCGAGGGUGCAUGGCUCGUGUGGGGAGAGCAAUACGCUCACUCCUCCGCCGCGUGCUACUGUGCGGUGGCCGGUCCACCCCACAGUAGGGGUGGUAGUGGUGGUGGUCGUACAUUUGUGUAAACCACGACUGCUAUCACCACACCACCCACCCUCCCCCCGUGAUACACAUUUUUAGUCUAUUAGUGUAAAUAUUUUUAGUCUAUUUCUGUAUAUAUUUUGUCUAUUGCUGUACAUAUUUCCUUGGAUACAAUGCAUUUAAUAAA
Molecule: messenger RNA, 1053 nt
Organism: Lethenteron reissneri (Far Eastern brook lamprey)
Lineage: Eukaryota; Metazoa; Chordata; Hyperoartia; Petromyzontiformes; Petromyzontidae
Source: RefSeq, a predicted model, not a curated record